CAGGCCUGGACACCUGGCGUGACCGGACGUGGGCUGUUCCUACCGUGGACAGCAGAGAUGUGGACAGACUCACCGAUGGAGAGCAGGAUGAUAGCUAGUUGGAGGGGGUGGCGAGUGGGGGCAGGUUACCCAUCUUUGAAUUAGGAGUGAAAAGGUGGCCUACGGCUCUUCCUAAGGGAGAGUGAGCAACACACCUACACGCAUCGUCUUGUGCUCCAUAACAGGAUGCGUGGCAGGUUCCUGAGGCGCCUGGUGGCUGAGGAGAGCUGGCACUCCACCCCCGUGGGGCUCCUCCUUCUUCCCGUGCUCCUGGGGUCCCGCCUUGUGCUGCUGGCUGCCAGUGGGACCGGGGUCUAUGGCGAUGAGCAGAGCGAAUUCGUGUGUCACACCCAGCAGCCAGGCUGCAAGGCUGCCUGCUACGAUGCCUUCCACCCCCUCUCCCCACUGCGCUUCUGGGCCUUCCAGGUCAUCUUGGUGGCUGUGCCCAGUGCCCUCUACAUGGGUUUCACCGUAUAUCAUGGCAUCUGGCAUUGGGAAGACUCGGGAAAGGUGAAGAAGGAAGAGGAGACCCUGACCCAACAAGGACAGGGCAGCACAGAUGCCUCAGGGGCUGAAAGGCCCAGGCUGCUCUGGGCCUAUGUGGCACAGCUGGGGGUGCGACUGGUCCUUGAGGGGGCAGCCUUGGGGGGGCAGUACCAUCUGUAUGGGUUCAAGAUGCCCAGCUCCUUCGCAUGUCGUCGAGAGCCUUGCCUUGGCAGUAUAACCUGUAAUCUGUCCCGCCCCACUGAGAAGACCAUUUUCCUAAAGACCAUGUUUGGGGUCAGUGGGCUCUGUCUCUUCUUUACUCUUUUGGAGCUUGUGCUUUUGGGCCUGGGGAGAUGGUGGCAGACCUGGAAGCAAAAAUCUUCCUCUUCUGACUGCUUCCCAACUUCAGAGAGCACCAGGAAACACAAGGAACCAAACGAUAACUUCCCAGUGGUGGAAUCAAAAGACCAGUUCCGAACAGCAGGUGAGAAGGGCACUGAUGUCCUUUUUUCUUCUUUGACUCAAAUUAUAAGAGAAAAUUUAUUUAGUAAGUCACAGAGGUAGAAGAAAUGAGCUCAGGGAACAAACUACAGAAGCAAAAGAAAGGCCCUUGCAGUUUAAGAGAGGAAGGUCAAGGUAACACAUCUGGAGGGAGAGACUGGGGAGGGGUGGGUCACUGCUCCCGGAACGUUGGGUCCCUCUAGGACUUUUCAUGGUGGAAGUCUUAGAGGAGGUCCCAGGGGCUGAACAGAAGAUUCAUCAGCUUUCCAGGUGUGUCCUUUCAGGGUCGUGGUCUACACUGAUUGUAGCACCAGGGCAGGGGGUCAUCAGUCAAUGCAGCUGGUCCUGAGGUCAGCAGUAGUAUGGCUUCUCUGGUUUUGCUGCUUUUCUGGGCCUGGGGCUGAAAUACAACUGAGGCUUAGAUGUUAUCUCUAGGGAGGAAAGUUUGUGGGUCUAAACUGCAUAACCAGCAAUGUCCUUGGGGAGGAAAGUCACCCUGCUGGGCAAGAUCUUUGUUUUCCCAGUUUUGCCCGUUGCUAGGCACCUGGGGCUUUCUGCCCUGGUGACCCUCUGUACCUGACCCACCGUCUUUCCUCUGUUCAUGUCUGUCUAAUUGCUUACCACAGUUACAGUUCCAAUGCAGAGCAAUACAAAUAUGUAAAUUAUUGCAGUCUUAAAAGUAACAGCCAAAUAAUGUCUAAGUAAAAUUUUUUGAAACCAACUUGGUUUUGACCAUUGCAGUGGAGUUUUCUCUUUCCAAAUGUCUUAGCUGUCAUCAGGGUUGAGAGGUGAGGUUAAGAGUUGCAAGCUACUCUGGUGAUUUAAGUGCUGGAGUCCUAGGCAAGCUGCACCUAGGAGGGCAUUGUGGGCCCUCCAGGAGGACUAGAGGUAUCUAUGUAGCUGGGCCUGGAGUGGAGCUAGCUGGGCCCAUUAGGCUUAGUGUCCCUGAAGCCACUCUUUUUCAGCUUCAUUCUCCAGGGAAAGGAA
This is a messenger RNA of Phyllostomus discolor (pale spear-nosed bat), 2013 nucleotides long. Its product is annotated as gap junction gamma-3 protein-like. NCBI's taxonomy places the organism in Eukaryota, Metazoa, Chordata, Mammalia, Chiroptera, Phyllostomidae. The transcript has a single exon. Gene Ontology annotation, cellular component: connexin complex. Gene Ontology annotation, biological process: cell communication. Bases 226 to 1089 code for a protein of 287 amino acids. The record is from RefSeq and is a predicted model, not a curated record.